This is a messenger RNA of Colletotrichum truncatum, 1332 nucleotides long. RefSeq lists its product as uncharacterized. The record is from RefSeq and is a predicted model, not a curated record. NCBI's taxonomy places the organism in Eukaryota, Fungi, Ascomycota, Sordariomycetes, Glomerellales, Glomerellaceae.
AUGUCUCUCCUAUUUAUAGUACAGGCGGCCCCUACCCACGAGGUCUUUCUGUCCUUUCUUCCUUUUAUUUGCGUCUUGUGUCAUUGCGCUCCAUCUACACCAGCACAACGGAGUCCCUUUUUCCCGGAGCGCAACAUCACUGCAAAAUCCUUCCAUCUUCGACAACCAUCAGAAUAUCUGUUUUCUUUUUUUAAAAAAAAAAAAGUCAUGGAGCUCACUGGGUCUCCAUUCUUCACUGCCCCAGUGGAAGUUCGACACCAGAUCUACAGUAUGUUACUGGGUACAGAGACGCACAUAUUUCUACACGAGGGGCAGUUACAUACUGUGCCUUGCCAAGGGCCAGACGACGAGUCCUGGCGGCGGCCACAAAGCGAUACUAACAAAGAGGACCCUCAAUGGGCUCGUCGGGUUGACUCAUAUUGGGGCUGUCAUUGGAAAUGCGAGGAGGUCUACCUCGAUGGUUUAGAGAAACCGGAAGAGGCAUCACAUAUGCCAUUACUUUCACUUUUGCUAUGCUCCAAGGGAAUGUUCGCCGAUGUUAUCGGCUUCUUGUCUCAGCCAAGUCAAUGCCUGCACAUGACCGACUUGGAAACUAUUGAUCACGUAUUGUCGAUUUCUUUCCCCAGCAAUUCUGCAGGUUCCUCUUUAAUAUGGAGUUUACGAGAUCCCAAGCAGUGGUCCUUCACCAAGUACAUCUCGAACAUCAGUCUUACCCUGCGCCUUCAUUUGUCAAUUCUCAACACCCUUUUUAUUCCUGCACUUUCAAAGGAGCCGAAUCUACCCCAGCUACCGAGACCUUUUGCCACUCUUGAGAGGAGCGGAUGCAGACGGCAACAUGAACAGUGGAUGCGCAUCUGGCCAGCUUUACUGGAGUUGCCUUGCUUGCAGCGAUUCACCCUCUGGCUCGACCACCAUGGCGACUAUUGCUGGGACAUUGUCUGCGAAAGGGAGGUUCUACAGGACCUCACAGACAUCACGCCCACUCUCAAGAAUCGCAACGCGCAAAUUAUUGUGAAUCUCCCUAAAUUGAGCGAUGGAAGGGAUGUUUCGGACAGAGACCAUUUCGUCGAUCAGCCACCCGAGUUCGAGAUCCAUAGACGCACGCGUUUUUCAUUAAAAAAAGAAGCGUGGUGGGGCAGAAGCCAGGUGUGUUGGGUUGAUAACGAGUGUAGCGAACCUAUCCCACCUGAGUUGGUUGGGAUAAACGUGCUUCGGGCAAAUUUUGAUUUAACCACUUGGGAGGCGCUAGGAUAUGAUGUCGGAAGUCAGGAAUUUGAAGAUAUUAUGUUUCCAGACAAGGAGAUGCUGUCGGAAUUUAAAGUGCAAUAUUAA